AUGAGUACUAGAACUCCAAUACCUACUUUCAUUUUGAAAACCUAUCAAAUGCUCGAAGAACCUAAAAAUAGUAAUAUUGUUAGUUGGACUGCACAAGGCACUGCUUUCAUAGUUUACAAUCAGUAGCAAAUGGAAAAAUAAGUGUUAUAAAAUUUCUUUAAACACAGUAAUUACUCUAGCUUUGUGAGAUAGUUAAACCUAUAUAAUUUCAAGAAAGUUCGAUCAAAUGAAGGGUAAAUUUUUAAGCACAAAUGCUUCAAAAAAGGAAUGAAGUAAUAUUGUUACAAGUAUUGUAGAUCCAUGUUACAAUUUAUUAAAAGAAGGAAUCAAGAAGACAUUCAGGCACCUCAGAUAUAAGAAGAACCAACCAUAAAUAUCAAAGAGGAAUAAAACUUGUUUAAAGAAUGCGCCUUAGAUAUAAAGGAAACUAAUAACAAAUUAAAAGAAGAUAUGAAACUAUUAUAAGAAACUUCAUCAUAUCUUAUCGAUUAAAUGCAGAAUUUAAAUCAUUUUGUUUACAAUCAAAGUGUUGACAUCGAAGUAAAAUUUAAAUAGGUUGGGUAGAUGCUCCAUGCCAUAAACGAGGAAUUAAGAUAAGAAAAUAAAAGUGACACCCAAACUAAUAAAUUGUUAGGUGACUAUAAAUGUUCAAAAGAAUUAGAUUUUUAGGAAUCAAAAAUCGGUUCUCCAAACCCAUACGUUGAUUAUAACAGCACAGCAUUAAAUCCUCUUGAUUAUGAGUGCUUCAUUGAUUCGUUUUUAUGACAUCUUAUAAACUAUACCAAGAAUAUUUUUUAUAAA
Messenger RNA from Paramecium tetraurelia, 801 nucleotides. RefSeq lists its product as uncharacterized. The transcript has 6 exons. Lineage: Eukaryota; Ciliophora; Oligohymenophorea; Peniculida; Parameciidae. Gene Ontology annotation, molecular function: DNA-binding transcription factor activity; sequence-specific DNA binding. Gene Ontology annotation, biological process: regulation of DNA-templated transcription. The record is from RefSeq and is a predicted model, not a curated record.